Messenger RNA from Dreissena polymorpha, 7023 nucleotides. RefSeq names its product cytosolic purine 5'-nucleotidase-like. Gene Ontology annotation, molecular function: 5'-nucleotidase activity. NCBI's taxonomy places the organism in Eukaryota, Metazoa, Mollusca, Bivalvia, Myida, Dreissenidae. The record is from RefSeq and is a predicted model, not a curated record. Bases 266 to 2080 code for a protein of 604 amino acids. The transcript has 19 exons.
GCUCUUCACAGCUUUAGCAUAGAAAACGAAUGUUUUAUUGCGUUCAAUUGAAAUUUAAAAAAAAUUGAUAUGUAAUGUUCAAUUUCACAUAAUAAAAAUUGACAUGUUUACCAUGUUUUUUAAAACAUAGAGAGUUUGAAGUAAGAAACAAAAAAUACACCCUUAUAGUAAAAGCGGAAAUAGAAUUGAAAAGCAGGAAAACGCGAAUUGACAGUUGUUUACAAAAUUAAGAACAGUGUUUUGAGACUUUUACAAAUUUGUCAAGAUGGCCACUUCUGGAACUGAGAAUGAAUGGAGUGACAUAAAAAGAGAACAUAGAUAUUCUAGAGGAAUAUCACAUUCAGCAAAGGUGUUCAAGAGAGAACCAGAUAAGAGAGUGUUUGUUAACCGCAGCCUUAUGUUGGAGAAGGUCAAGUUCUUCGGUUUCGACAUGGACUACACACUGGCAGUGUACAAGUCCCCGGACUACGAGGCCCUUGGGUUCCAGCUGAUAAAGGAGAAACUAGUGGAGAUAGGCUACCCAGAGGCCCUGCUGGAGUUUGAGUAUGACCCCACCUUCCCAAUCAGAGGCCUGUGGUUUGACCAGCUGUAUGGGAAUCUUCUCAAGGUGGACCCAUUCGGAAACAUCCUGGUGUGUGUGCACGGAUUCGAGUUCCUGAAAGGGACGGACAUUCACGAGAUGUACCCCAACAAGUUUGUGCAGCUGGAUGAGAAUAGGUUCAGAAUCUUCAACACACUCUACGAACUGCCAAUCAUGUAUGUGCUGGCAUGUGUGGUGGACCUAUUCUGUCAUGAUCCAGAAUACAUCAGGUGCCCGACAGGGAUCCAGUCAGGUGACCUCAACAUGACGUACUCGUCCAUCUACCAGGAUGUCAUGCAGGCCACAGACAUCGUCCACGGGAAAAAUGGCCCCCUGAAGAAGGAGACGAUGGCCAACCGAGAGAAGUACGUGCUCAAGGACAGUCGUCUUCCCCUGCUCCUGGACAGAAUGCGACAUCAUGGGUCGAAAAUCUUCCUUGCCACCAAUAGUGACUAUGUUUAUACUAAUACUAUUAUGGAUUACUUGAUGGAUUAUCCGUCAGAGAAUGGUCGUCCCAAGCGAGACUGGGUCUCGUAUUUCGACUUUGUCGUCUGUGAUGCCAAGAAGCCUCUUUUCUUCAGUCAAGGGACAUUACUCAGACAAGUUGACAGAGUAACAGGAGCACUGAAGCUCGGCACACACACAGGAGUGAUCAAAUCUGGCCAAAUAUACUCUGGAGGCUCGGUGGAGGUGUUCACAGAGAUCAUGGGCUCCCAUGAGAAGGAGGUGCUCUACAUCGGGGAUCACAUUUUCGGGGACAUCCUCAAGUCCAAGAAGCUCAAGGGCUGGCGCACGUUCCUCGUGGUUCCUGAGUUGGCCCAGGAGCUGCUUGUGUGGACAGACAAGAGGGACCUGUACUCCAAGCUGGAGGACCUCGACUUUCAGAUUGGAGAACUGUACAGGAAUCUGGACAGCGCGUGUGAGAAAGGGCCGGACAUCACGAAGAUUCAGUCCAGUAUCAAGAGUGUGACCCAUGAGAUGGACAUGUCCUAUGGUAUCCUGGGCAGCCUGUUCCGCAGUGGCAGUUGGUACUGGGAUCCAGACUCACAAGUACAUGGUUCACGGCAGACGUUCUUUGCGUCGCAGGUGAUGCGCUACGCCGACCUCUAUGCCGCGUCCUUCCUCAAUCUCCUGCACUAUCCCUUCUCCUACGUGUUCAGAGCACCUGCCAUGCUGAUGCCUCACGAGUCCACAGUGGGUCACGAAGACAUCUUGCCCUCCAAUGAAAUCAUUACUUCGAGGUCUCGUACAAUAACGGAGGAGGACCUGCAACAAGUGUUGUCACAGACAACUAUAACCCCCAAGCGUCCGCCCAUUGAACGCUCAGACACCCUGAAGGAAAAUCUCCGCCGAUUCGCGGACACGCCCCGCCAGUUCACACAGGUCCAGGACGAUGAUAUCGACGGCCCUAAGGAUAGCGGUAAGGAACUCACGCCUCCAAAAGAGGAGGAGGAAACACCCCCCAUUAACACAACGAAUGAAGUCGUUGUGCAGGGCUAGUGGGAUGAUGAACUAAUGACCAUGGUUGUUGGUUACUGUUUGGAAAGACACAAUUAAGUUUUAGAUAGCAUCUGUUGGUUAUAAGACAAUUUACACAUUUUAGUUAUCAUAUGUAAGUUAUUAGAUGUUUAACACCUUUUUAAAUAUGUCAUCUUGUUGAAAGUUACUAUUUUAUUAGAAGUUUAGAAGUAAUGCUUUCCGCUGCCAUGAGACCAUAAACUACUGACAGUUGGUUGCUGAUUGCUUUUAUAAAAGUUUUAUAAGAAAUUUUAGUUCAUUUGUUGGUUAUUAGAAGAUAAACGCAUUUUAAAAGAUAUCAGCUUGUUUAUGGUAAAUGUAUUGUUAGAAGUUAAGAAGUAAAGCGCUCCGCUGCCAUGGCUAUCAUUUUGGACGAUGAUCAAUUUCAAUGUUAAUGUUUGUUGUUGUUUGUUUUUGCCAUACACUUGUAAAAAUCUCAUUACUAUUGAUAAUGUUGCUUGCACAGUUUAAUUUUUGUGGUUCUUAUUGACAUAUCAGUUCAAUGUAGCCUUUGACAGGCCCUAACUCAGAGAGCAGAAAUAUGCUGGGUUACUGUGAGAUACCAACAACAAAAUGUACUUUUUCGUGAUUUUUUAAGAUCAUUUUUUCUGAGAAGUUACGUGCCAGUGAAGGAACCAGUUAAGCUCGUUUCAAUUAUUGGGAGAUUGAUUUUAAUUAUUUUCUUUUUUGUUAUUAAAAUGUCUUGUGAAAAUAUUUUAAUGUUGGACAAUCUUUCUAAUGCUUCCAAUUUUAACUAGAAAAAUUUGUUUCAUUUUUGUAGCGUGAUUUGUGGAGUCCAUGCGGAAAUGUGGAGAAAUGCUGGACAUGCAAUGUGUGUAUGUUAUCCUAUGUUCCAUGUUGAUUGUUCAGACGUUCUCAAGUUAAUGUUUCCAAUUUAAAUCCACACCAAUUUAAAUCCACAGUUUUGUUUGGAUUUAUAAGAUAAUCAUUACUGGUCUAGUCUGUCAUUAGUUUGCUUUACUUAAUAUCAUUUUAUUUUUAUUUUACAUGUUAUUGUUUUCUUUCAUGUUAACAUUUUUUUAUAAACUUAUGUUAUUUUUUCAUUUUUGUUGUUUGCUAUAUUUUAUAAGUAGGGAUAAUUGAAAUCAAGAAAAUUUUUGUUUUUAGACAAUGUAUAAAGUCUAUGCAGGCUUGUAAUAUUCGGAGUGUAAUUUAAACGCUAUUUAAAUAUUUAGUGUUUUUUCUGUUAUCGAUAAUAAGCAGUACAAACGCUUAAUUACUUAACUGAUGUCUCUUCAUUGCCAAUUGUUUUUAUACAAACAUAUAUUUUAACCCUUUCAGUGCGGGAACCGAAUUUUAAAGGCCUUUGCAAACAGUUUGGAUCCAGAUGAGAUGCCACAGAACGUGGCGUCUCAUCUGGAUCCAAACUAUUUGCUAUUCUGAUAGUAUUCUUUGAAAAAAAUCAAAGAAAAUGCUAAUUUUAGAAAUUCAGCAGACGACAUUUUAGCAGACGACAAAUUUCCCAGCAUGCAAAGGGUUAAACACUUUUCUUAGUCAGGAUAGGCAUUGCUUGUUUGAAUAAAAUGCAUGCAUUCUUUUUAAAUUUGUGACCAUUUUUUUUUAAAUUGUAAUUUAACCAUACUGUGCACAAGUCCUGUCAUCUGUUACCAGUACAUAUGUUCUUAUAAUCUGACAUUAAGUCCUCAUCAGGUCACUGACUCGACUGUUGUCAUGGUUUAGGCAUACGUAUUUUAAUAUCAAAAACAACCAUUUUUAUUCUUUUUUUUCAGAAUUCUGAAAAACAAUUUUAUCUGAUUGGUUGAUUGGCAACUUCCGGAGUAAUGUGAUACAUUGUUAUAAAAGUUGUCGGAACAAUUUAUGUUGAUAAAUGUUUGUUGUAUGUUGCUAUAAGUCGUUUUAAUGUUGGUGCUGGUUUUUUAGUUGCUUUUGCUUUUUGUUAUACACAUACUUAAGUUUUAGAUUUUUAAAAUAGUUUAAUGAUUUUAACACUACUUAAUAAAUAUCCAGUAUUAUAAAUAUUUACAUAUCUUUUUUUAUCCAAUAUACAAUGCAGGCCCAGUUUAUAACUUUAAAACUGUGUGGUUAAAAAUGUUUUAUGGAAUGAACAUGUAGAUAAAAAAGAACACUUAAUAUUGUAAGGAAUGCCAGGAUUAUUCGGCUAUAUUAACCAUUUACCUCUUUAUUAUGUAUUUUGACGCAUGUGUGGUCACUUAGAAAGUUAAAUUUAAUUGUAGACCUUUCUUACAAGAUUCGUGUUUUAAAGGCAUCAAUUCUUACCCUUUGAUAGUGAUGAGCAGCAAACAGCAUACAACCUGAACAGACUGCAAGUUACUCCCAGGCUGUUCUAGUUUUAUGCAAAAGUCAUUUUCACUUUGCUUCUUAUGGGGGAAAGGGUUAAGAAUGUAUAGUACUAGGUUCCAGAAUGUGAAAACUGCACUAUUGUCAUGAUAUUUUACACUUACAAGGUAAUUUGUGAAUACAUCCACAGGUAUACAUUUGUUUUCUAGUUCUGUUUGUUGCUUUGAAAUCCCCAAAAUUGUAUACAGACAUGUUAUGUUAUGAUUGUAAUAGACUCUCAUCAAACUACCAUAAAUCCUCUUGAAUCACAUUAUAUUAUGCAUUUUGUUUAUCUUUUUUUUGUAAAAACAUCAAAUACUGGUACCAUUGUUUUGUUUGUUUUAUUGUAUUUUCAAAUUCAAUAGGUGUUCAAAAUAUUGAAACGGGUGGUUAUACUGUAAAUUACUGUAAUUUGAUCAGACUUUGAAGCACAUGCAGUGAAAGACCAAACGCUUGCCAAUCAUGAGCCUGUAUGUUCAUUUCUGCAUCGAAUAUUAAUAUGUGUAAAAUGCAUCACUUCAUCCACUGAACCGCUGCAUGCAAAAAUGGUUCUUAUGCAAUAUGCGUCAAGUGUAGCUCCAGACAAGCCUGCGCAUCAGUCUAAUCUGGUUUGGAGCUACCCCGUCUGCUUAUGAGGUUAGGAAACCUUUCAUGACUUUAUAGGGGACAGCAGCUGGUCUGGAGCAAUGAUGGGCAAAUAGGCAUAAGAAUCAUUGUCCCAUGAUACUGCUCACAUGUGAUUAUAGAUUUAAAGUUUUACCCCUUUGACAAGUUUUCUUUGUACAUACAAACAUUAUAAACCUUUUAUAUAAAACAUUAUAUAACCUAUAAUCCAUCUUUAUUUAUCCCCCCACAAACAAAGUUUAGGGGGGUAUAUAGGAGUGAGCUUGUCUGUCGGUCUUUGGUCGGUCCGUAUUAAGUGUCCCCUCUCUAAUUCAAGUAGUUUUCAUCCGAUCUUCACCAAACUUGGUCAGAAGUUGUAUCUACAUAAUGUCUAGGCCAAGUUCAAACAUGGGCCUUGUCGGGUCAAAAACUAGGUCACGGGGUCACUUAGUGCGUUUUAAACAUUCAGCAUGUUGUCCGCUCUCUAAUUCAAGAAGUUUUGAUCCGAUUUUCACCAAACUUGGUCAGAAGUUGUAUUUAGAUGAUCUUAAGGUCAAGUUCGAACAUGGGCCUUGCCGGGUCAAAAACUAGGUCACAGGGUCACUUAGUGCGUUUUAAACAUUCAGCAUUUUGUCCGCUCUCUAAUUCAAGUAGUUUUCAUCCAAUCUUCACCAAACUUGGUCAGAAGUUGUAUCUAGAUAAUCUUAAGGCCAAGUUCGAACAUGGGCCUUGCCGGGUCAAAAACUAGGUCACCGGGUCACUUAGUAUGUUUAACACAUUGAGCAUGUUGUCCGCUCUCUAUUUCAAGUAGUUUAAAUCCGAUCUUCACCAGACUUGGUCAGAAGUUGUAACUAGAUGAUGUGUAGGUCAAGUUCGAACAUGGGCCAUGCCAGGUCAAAAACUAGGUCACGGGGUCACUUAGUGUGUUUUAAACCUCACCAUGUUGUCCGCUCUCUAAUUCAAUUAGUUUUUAUCCAAUCUUCACCAAAGUUGGUCAGAAGUUGUAUCUUGAUAAUGUCAAGGGCAAGUUUGAAUAUGGGUCAUGCCGGGUCAAAAACUAGGUCACGGGGUAUCUUAGUGCAUUUUUUAACAUUCAGAAUGGUGUCAGCUCUCUAAUUCAAGUAGUUUACAUCCGAUCUUCACCAAACUUGGUCAGAAGUUUAAUGGAGAUUAUCUUAAGGCCAAGUUAGAACAUUGGCCUUUCUGGGUCAAAAACUAAGUCAAUGGGUCACUUAGUGCGUUUUAAAAAUUGAGCAUGGUGUCCGCUGUUUUUUGUGAAGACAACAUGAAAAAUAUUAUGUGUCAAUACAGCAUGUGGGGGUAAUCGUCAUGUCUGUGACAAAGCUCUAGUUUCCUUUGUUUUGAGCUGUUUUUGAAAUCACACCCUAUCAGCUUAUUGGUUUCUUUCAAGUAUUUUUACAGGAAUUUCCAAUGGAGCACUUUUGAAACAGUUUCCUUUAUUUGCAUUUAUAUAUAACAGUAGUGGAAGUUUUCACCUUAUAACAUACAUUUUUUAAACAAAAACAAAGAUCAUUGCAAGUAUCAUAAAAGCUUCUCAAAUUGGAAAAAAUGGUUCUUACAGAAAAGAAAGCAAUCUCCAUGCUUACCUUAAAUCACAAAUUGUUAGAUUUUGUAAUUAUUUCAAUGCUGUCAUUAAGGAGUUGAUGUUUUAACAGAUAAACAGCCAAAGUAUUAAUUCUUUCAGCCUCUGCUGAUGGUUAUGUAUUAUAUUUGUUAAGUUACUUUUGUCCAUAUUUGCAUGUUUGUAUAUGUCUACAGAUAUGUUAUUGCUUCUAAUCAGUCUAUACAUAGAUAUUUAUAAACAGAUCUGCAUGUGUGCAUUGUAUUAUAGACAUCUUCAUAUUUUUUUAAAUUUUAAUGUCAUUCAGAUGCAGUGUAGAAACAUGUUCCAUGUUAUUGUGAUCACCAGCAUGCAAAUGUACAGCUUUAAGUCUUAAUUUGUUAUUCGGCAAUAUAUUCAUUAAUAAAUCUAGAGAUAAUUC